Molecule: messenger RNA, 842 nt
Organism: Dermacentor andersoni
Lineage: Eukaryota; Metazoa; Arthropoda; Arachnida; Ixodida; Ixodidae
Source: RefSeq, a predicted model, not a curated record
CGUGCGCCAGUCGCUUCUGCCGGUUCCCGCCGCAAGCGAUAGCAGCAGUAGCAGCGCAGUGCGCGGCGUGCGAGGAGUCCGUCGUCCCCUUCGAAGUGUUCUCGAGGUCCUCGCCGAAGGUCAGCCACUCGCCGCCCAGUGUUGUUUAUCGGCGCACCGCUUGACACCGACUAAGACCAUCAUGAGAGGCGUGGCACUGUCUGCCUUGUGCCUGCUGUGGGCCCUAGCCCACACCGAAGCCGGCGGCGGCGGCUACGGGGGAGGCGCCGUGGCCGUCGCAACUCCGGUCAUCGCCAAGACCACGCCCAUCCUCGUCGCGGCCUCCAAGCCCGUCCUCCCUAGCAUGGGCAAUGCAGGCCACUACCUCGGCUACGCGGGCAACGUCUUCGAGCAGCUGCUGAGGUUUAGCGGACACUACGGACUCCCCAGCGGUGGCGGGGGAGGGGGCAAAGGUCUGUUGCGUGCCGUCAGUGUGCCCGUGUUCAGCGGCAGUGUGAUGCUGGGCCACGGCCUGGGUCGUGGCGGAGGCGGCGGCGGCGGUGCCUUCCUUCUGGGCCACGGCGGCGGCUACGGUGGUGGCAGCGGCUUUGGCGGCGGAUCCAUCAAGACCUACAAGUUGGCCCAUAGCUCCUAUGGCGUUCCCGUCGGCCUGCCCGUCAGCUUGGCCCACGGAUGGCACUGACACUACGGGAGCUGGCCCUCCCGACACUUCCUCAGCGUAACAAACGACACAUCAACCAUCUGAAAUCCCGGAGGACACCUGUACAUAAUGUUUCACAUUACAGAUCAUUACGUUUUCCUUUUGUUCAAUAAAACACGUUCUAUUUUGCUGUUUGAAACAA